This is a messenger RNA of Carica papaya (papaya), 1332 nucleotides long. Its product is annotated as RNI-like superfamily protein. NCBI's taxonomy places the organism in Eukaryota, Viridiplantae, Streptophyta, Magnoliopsida, Brassicales, Caricaceae. Gene Ontology annotation, cellular component: SCF ubiquitin ligase complex. Gene Ontology annotation, molecular function: protein binding. The record is from RefSeq and is a predicted model, not a curated record. Gene Ontology annotation, biological process: SCF-dependent proteasomal ubiquitin-dependent protein catabolic process.
CAGAAAAAUUCUGUAAAAGGAUUGAACGAACAGAAAAAGUGUCUUGACGGGUGACAACAAUGGAAAUGCAAGAGGAGCCAACGUGGAGCAGAGAAACAGUGCCAAAGGUGAUGAAGAUAGUGAGCGCAAGGCUUCCUCAGAAGGACCUCAUAUCUCUCCUUCUCGUAAAUUCAUGGCUGUAUCAUACUCUUCUCUCCUGCUCAUCUCUGUGGUUGGUCAUUAACUUGCGUGAGAUGCUUAAUGCUGGAGAUCGACUGAUUGCUGCUCUCUCAUUGUCCAGAUAUCAACAUGUGAAACAAAUAGAGCUUGAAUUUGCACAAGAUGUUGAAGACAGACAUAUGGAACUUGUUAAAAGCAAGUGCUCAAAUGCUCUUCAAGAUUUGGAGUCUUUGAAUCUGAAUGUGUGCCAAAAGAUUUCUGACAAGGGAAUCGAAGCCAUCACCAGUACUUGUGCAAAAUUGAAGGUCCUCUCUAUCUAUUGGAACGUGAGGGUAACAGAUAUGGGCGUGGAGCAUCUGGUGAAGAACUGCAAAUAUAUAGUAGACUUGAACUUAAGUGGGUGUAAGAAUAUAACUGACAAAAGUUUGCAAUUAAUAGCUGAUAAUUAUCAAGACUUAGAGUCACUGAACCUGACUAGGUGCAUCAAACUCACGGAUGAAGGCUUGCAACAGAUAUUGUUCAAGUGCUCUUCUCUCCAGGGCUUAAAUCUUUAUGCACUUUCUAGCUUCACAGACAAGGUUUACAAGAAGAUAUCACUUUUAGGCCAUUUAAGAUUCUUGGAUUUAUGUGGAGCCCAGAAUUUAUCCGAUGAAGGACUUUCUUGUAUAGCUAAAUGCAAAAACCUGUUAUCUCUCAACUUGACAUGGUGUGUAAAUGUCACCGAUGUGGGCGUGAUUGCCAUUGCUCAGGGUUGCACCUCCCUUGAAUUUCUUAGCUUAUUUGGAAUAGUUGGAGUGACUGAUAGAUGCCUGGAGUCUCUUUCAAAGUUCUGCUCAAACACCCUCGCCACUCUUGAUGUAAAUGGAUGCAUUGGCAUUAAGAGGCGAAGCCGUGAUGAACUGCUUAGCUUGUUCCCACAUCUGAAAUGUUUCAAAGUGCAUAGCUGACAAGUUCUUGAUGAGAAAUUUUAAGAUGGACUUUCUGACAUUGAAGCAAGUGGCAGCGCCAAUCAUUAAUUUAAAUUGGAAAAUUGUUCUUAUAUGACAUUAAAUUAAUAGUGCAGAUUAAGAUGUUGAUUUUGUGUUCGAUCCGACUUGCUUACUGUUAGCAAGUCCUCUGAACAGCUUGUAUACUCACUUGUUGAUAUUGAGAAAAAGAAUUUCAGGUGAAGAA